UAUUCAGUCAGCAUCUGCCCCCCCCUCCCCUCUCCCCCUCUCUCUGCGAAUGGCAAGAAAAACCCUGCUCAUUUUGGCAUUGGCAAACCUCUUAAUUGGCCUAGCUGCUGCAGACUGGAACAUUUUGAACCAAAAAUGGAAAAAUGCAAGAGGAGAUAGCUUGAAAAACUACUGUGAAAGUUGGAGGAUCAAUGUUGAGCUACACAACAUAAGGGAGUUCGAAGUAGUGCCCCAAGAAUGCGUACAUUACAUCAAGAAGUACAUGACUUCAUCUCAGUACAAGGCUGACUCUGAGAGGGCAAUCGAGGAAGUGACACUAUACUUGAGCAGCUGUUGCUCUUUGGGAGGUGACGGUCAAGAUGCGUGGAUUUUUGAUGUUGAUGACACGCUCAUUUCUACCAUUCCCUACUUCAAGAAACAUGGUUUUGGGGGAGAGAAGCUGAAUUCAACUUCUUUGGAGGCAUGGAUGAAAGAAAGCAAGGCACCAGCUCUAGACCACACACUCAAGCUCUUCCACCAGAUCAAAGAUAAUGGGGUUAAAAUCUUUCUAAUCUCUUCAAGAAGUGAAACCCUUAGAUCUUCUACUGUUGAUAACCUCAUCAAGGUUGGAUACCACGGAUGGGCUAGUCUCAUCUUAAGGGGUCUUGACGAUGAAUACAUGCAAGUGCAAGAAUACAAGUCCCAGGUGAGAAAAAAAUUAGUGGAUCAAGGGUACCGCAUAUGGGGCAUCAUUGGAGAUCAAUGGAGCAGUUUAAAGGGCCUCCCAGAUGCAAAGAGAACAUUCAAGCUACCAAAUUCCAUUUACUACCUGUCUUGAAACUUGACCUGAAAUUCUGCUGAAUCAAUUAUAAGCAUGCCUAAACUUUUACAAUCUACAGCUUUGUACUCGACUUAAUCAAAAUUAAACAUCGGUUAUUGUUGUCCUUGAGCUUUGUAUUUGCUUGUGGUUGUUCAGUAAUAAAUAUAUUUAUAUAUUUCAAUCGCAGAGCAGUCGGUUGCAUAA
Molecule: messenger RNA, 1003 nt
Organism: Theobroma cacao (cacao)
Lineage: Eukaryota; Viridiplantae; Streptophyta; Magnoliopsida; Malvales; Malvaceae
Product: acid phosphatase 1
Molecular function (GO): acid phosphatase activity
Source: RefSeq, a predicted model, not a curated record